UUUCCCUUUAUUAUUUUUUUUUUAUUUAAUUAACAAUGGAACUUCCUUAAUCCUUCCUUCCUUCAUCAACCCCAUCUCUCUCUCUCUAUCUCUCUCUCCUCCCUUUCUUUCUCUCUCUAAACUCCGAUUCCGGCCACCUUCUUCGCCGUGGUUUCUCGUCGGAACCCGAGUCUCAUUGAACUCCGGUAGAUCUUCCCCAUUUCAGACCAGUUCCCACCGCCGUGCCUCCAUCCUCCCAAUAGAAGCAGAGAAAAACCGCCAUGGCUGAUAACGAAGCUACAGUUCCGAAAUUUGGUGAAUGGGAUGACAGGGAUGCCAAAGCACCGGAGAACUACACGGCUAUUUUCAAAAAGGUGCGGGAAGGGAGACAAGAACCAGGAAUACGAGCAUUGACGCCACCGCGGUCAAUCAAUAACAGCACAAACAACCAAAAUCAUGAACACAAUCAAAAGAAAUGCUGUUGUUUUCCAUGGCCAAGAAAAUGAUGUUGUUCUUCAAUCUUCAUAAGCUGAAUUUUAAAGUACAUGGACAUGUGAAUACGUAUAGAUUAUUUAAAGGGAGAUCUGUUUGGCUGCAGCAAAUCUCCUUCUGUGCCAUCUAAUGUAAGUGUUUGUUUGUAGGCAAAUAAAGUUGUGAGCAAAGACAAUAAUUGUAGUGUUUGGGGUUAUAAUUAUGAGGUUGGUCUAUUUGAUUAAUAUUUAGGGAGCAUAUUAGUUUAUGAUCAUAGAUGGUAUUUUGAGAUAUUGGAAAAAAUUUACUUUCUUGUGCAUUUAAA
Messenger RNA from Benincasa hispida (wax gourd), 775 nucleotides. RefSeq names its product RPM1-interacting protein 4-like. The record is from RefSeq and is a predicted model, not a curated record. Lineage: Eukaryota; Viridiplantae; Streptophyta; Magnoliopsida; Cucurbitales; Cucurbitaceae. Gene Ontology annotation, cellular component: plasma membrane.